Messenger RNA from Cercopithifilaria johnstoni, 1242 nucleotides. The record is from the annotation of a GenBank genome assembly. NCBI's taxonomy places the organism in Eukaryota, Metazoa, Nematoda, Chromadorea, Rhabditida, Onchocercidae.
AUGGCGGAAAACGAAGCUAAAGCUCGGAAGAAGUUGGAGGAUGCGGAAAAAAAAGCAAGGGGUGGAAGUGGAUUUUUAAGUGGUUUAUUUGGUAAUGCUAAAGCAGAAGAAGCUGCCGAUCUUUUUGUACAAGAGGAUUCAAAAGCCGUCUUAGCAUGCGAAGAAAAUGGCUGUGGAAUGAGUUUUGAUAGUGUCGCCACUUUUGAAGACCAUUACGAGCGGUGUCAUAGGCAUCAGUGUGCCAUAUGCGGACGGCAGUUUCCAAAUACACAUUGCCUAGAAAUUCAUGUCGAUGAGAAUCACUGUUCGAUUUUCAAGAUUAAAAGAGAUCGUAAUCCCACUGUCGCCUUGUUUCGGUGUUAUGAAGCCUCUUGUUUCCAAACAUAUGUAAAUCCAGAAGAAAGAAAUUGUCACUCUGAAGAGGUGCAUGGUAUCAGUGAUCUCUCACUAUUUAUGAAAAGAAGAAAAUUGCCGCGGAAAGAAUUUGAGGCAGGGAAUUUAUUCAAAAUAUCAAAAUCAUGGAAGGAAGCGGGUGACGCAUUUGUGAGAUCCGCAGAAAUACAUGCAGCGGCUACCGAUCGAAAGCACGAUGCAGCUUCAAAUUAUGCAGAAGCAGCCAACUGUUAUCGUAAAGUUAAUCCACAGCAAGCGAUCGAUUGCUUGAUGAAGACUGCUGAAACUUACACGGAUAUGGGUCGUUUCAAUAUGGCUGCUAAAUAUCAUUGCACGAUGGCCGAAAUUUUUGAAAGUGAGGCUCCAGAUAUGGCACAAGCUAUGACUCAUUAUCAGGAGGCAGCUGAUUUUUAUAAAGGUGAAGAAAGCCGAAGUUCUGCCACUAAGUGUAUGAUUAAAGUUGCACAGUAUGCCGCACAAUUGGAAGAUUAUAAAAGAGCAAUCAAAAUUUUCGAAGAAGUGGCUACUUGGGAAGCUAACCAUCCUACCUUAAAAUAUGCUGCAAAAAAUCAUUUUUUCCAAGCCCUUCUUUGCCAUCUUUGUUCUGAUUUGCUAGAUACUCAAAAUGCGCUAAAACGUUAUGAGGAAAUUUCUCCGUCAUUUGUGGAUUCGCGAGAAUAUAAACUUGUCAAUGAAUUAAUUUCGUGUUUGGAAGACAAAAAUCAAGUCAAGUUCACGGAAGUAGUGAAAGCAUUUGAUAAAAUAUCACGUUUGGAUCAGUGGCACACAUCACUUUUGGUCAAAAUCAAACGAUCAUGUGGCGAUGAGGACGAUGAUGACCUUAAAUGA